CUCAGGUGACCAAGCGCAGCUCGCUAGUUUACUGAAAUUUGGGGGGGUUUGUGUUUACCUCUUCGUGUCAGAGUGAGUUAUGUCACAGCUUUCUCUUUCAUUCACUCACCUGCAAUAUUUAGGUAAUUAUGGGUUACGCUGAGCUCUCUUUUUUUUAAUUCCACAUCGUUUUCUGUCGUUGCUAUUUAAGCUAGCAGACAAAAGUUGACAUGUUCGGUCGCAGACAUGGUGUGCAAAACUUUUUCAGUUCUGGUUUUACUCCUGAACAUUUCGGCAGCUUCAGGCGGUUCGUAUGUUAUCACAGUUGAUGUGGGAAAUCCAACAGGAGACCUUAAACACUUCUGGAGGAGUACUGGAUUCUGCCCUCCACUCCCUCACACCCAGUCCCACCAGUUUGACCUGAGCAUCGAUCAGCAGUUGAAUCUGGCCUAUGUGGGCUCAGUUCCUCAUGGAGGGAUCCAGCAGGUCCGGAUACACUGGAUGCUGGAGCUGGUCACUGCAGAAGAUAUUGGAAGACAACCCCAGUAUAACUUCACUAAACUGGACCAGCUGAUAGAACUCUUACAUGUUAAUGGACUCCAGCCAGGCUUUGAACUGAUGGGCAGUGUGUCUAACUACUUCACUGACUUUGAGGACAAAUCACAAGUGUUUGAGUGGAGAAAUCUGAUUCAUCUCAUAGCCAAGAGGUACAUUGAUAAAUAUGGCCUGGGAAGUGUGUCUCGGUGGAACUUUGAAACAUGGAAUGAACCCAACAACCACGACUUCGACAAUGUCACUGUGUCAAUUCAAGGGUUUCUCAACUACUAUGAUGCCUGUUCGGAGGGUCUGCGUUCUGCCAGCAGUCUCCUGAGGUUUGGAGGUCCAGGAGACUCUUGUCACACCCCCCCACACUCCCCAUACUGUUGGGCCAUGCUGCAGCACUGCUACAACGGAACCAACUACUUCACUGGAGAGACGGGGGUCAGGAUUGACUAUAUUGCUCUGCACAAGAAGGGAGGAGGCUACUCUUUGCCCAUCCUUCAGCAGGAGGUCCAGACAGUAGGGGAGAUCCAGGAGCGUUUCCCUCGGUUCCGCAGCCUUCCUGUGUUUAAUGAUGAGGCUGAUCCCCUGGUCGGUUGGUCCAGGCCUCAGGAGUGGAGGGCUGAUGUGACGUACGCUGCAAUGGUGGUGAAGGUAAUAAACCAGCACCAGGAUCUGUUGUUAGCAGACCCGAACAGCACCAUCAACUACACUCUGCUGAGCAACGACAAUGCCUUCCUCAGCUACCACCCGCACCCCUUCACCCAGCGCACACUGACCGCCCGCUUCCAGGUCAACAACACCCAGCCACCUCACGUCCAGCUCAUCAGGAAGCCUGUCCUCACCGUCAUGGGCCUGCUGGCUUUGCUAGGAGAGAAGCAGGUCCGGGCUCAGGUUCUGAACUCAGCAGGAAACCACAACAGCACAGUGGGAGUUCUUGCCAGCAGCCACAAACCUGCGGUACCAGGCGGCUCAGACAGCUGGCACGCAGCGGUGCUGGUCUACAACAGUGACGACAACAGCACCUCCACCAGCACUGACGAUGUUACCGUCUCAGUCAAAGGACUACCUGCACAAGAAGGUCUCGUGUAUGUCACAUAUUCCAUGGACAAUAACGUAACCAACCCGUACCAGAUGUGGCAGAGCAUGGGCAGCCCCGACUACCCCACAGCAGAGCAGUUCAGACGGCUCCGCAGCGGGCAGGACCCUCAUACUGAUGGACCCUGGAAGGUUCCUGCAGGAGACACUCUGACUCUGAAAGCCAAACUGUCCGUUCCCUCCGUCCUCCUCAUCCAUGUGUGCGCUCAGCCCAAAGCUGUGCCAGAUCAGGUGAACGGAUUACGUUUCAUCAGGAUCACCAAAGCCCAAGUUCUUAUUGUCUGGUCUGAUCGCUGUGUUGAUUCAAAAUGCAUCAAGACAUAUGAAGUGGAAUUCUCCAAAGACCAGAAGGAAUUCAGCAGGAUUAACACCCGAGACAUCAUUUUUACUUCUUAUGUCUUUUCACCAGUGGACCGGGUGGUCGGUGGUCUGUACAGAGUUCGAGCUGUGGACUACUGGGGAAGGCCGGGUCUUUACUCACUGCCAGAGAGAUAUUCAGAAAAGUCUUAACCCAAGGUCAAGUCUGCUGCUGUUCAUAUAAUCUUUCUAAAUAGUUCUGUACAAUGUAAAUAUGUUUCAGAUAGAUUAUUGUGCGGAUUAUACACUGUAUGUUACACAGUAUAAGACAUUUAUCAUGAAGCGUUGCCCAAUCACAGAGUGAGCAUAUAUUAUGCUCUGAGUGGCACUAAUUCAGGACUACAGCAUAAUAGGUGUGAUUUCAAAGACUUGACUAUUUGAUUUAUCUCUUUUCUAAGGAGACUUCCUCAUGAAUAGUGAAAAAAAAUGACUGAAUGCAGAAAUCAGCAAACAUAACCAGCUCUCAUGCAUUCAAAUCUGAAGGUACUGAAAAAUUUAAGGAACUGAAGACAAGCUGUCAUAGUAGAAGCCUUUUAAAUGCAGUUCUGGCAGCACUGAGCAUAAACACUAACUAGUUCUGAUCUUUAAAUUGGCUUUAUUUUAUGUUUGUGUCAGUCAGGACCUAUGAGAAGACCCUAACCAACAACAUGUCACAGUGUCUCAGUAACUUCCAAAUCCUUUGCAUGGUGUUGGUUUCUGACAGAUACAGGAAUCUUAAAGUGGUUAAUAAACAUAUACUGUGCAUUCCAAUACCCAUACUACCAUAAUAUAAGGUGCCAAAAAAUAUUUACAAUGUCCUAAUACACACAAUGUCAAAUGCAAUACCAGUAUGUCCUUCUGCUUUCAGUCAUAUUGGCUGUAUGCAAACCUGCAGACUUUUCUGGCUCAUUGUGACUCACAAUCCUCUGCACAGCAGGAGCUAUACCACAUAUGUCACAGUGUCCUUCACAAACACAAAGCAAGCUUGACCCACCAAGAGGGAACAGGCUGAUGACAGCAUAUUUCACACUGCACAGUGUGAUAAAUAUAUGAGAAAGCUCGCCAAAGCUUUAGAUGACCGAUACAGCUGUAUGCAACGCUACAAGCUUUAUAAGAGCAGCAGCAGUAUGUACAGAAAAUGUGGGAUUCAGGUUGCAGGGACGCUUUCAUUUUCACAAAAGACUGAAUAAUUUCCCAAAACAUUUUCAUUAUUACAUACCUACACUACCGGUGAAGGGUUUAGUUCAGGCAGCUGGACUUAUUCUUGUGAUCUUGAAGAUGUUUCACCUCUCAUCCAAGCAGCUUCUUCAGUUCUAAAAACUAGUUGGGAGAGUCCCAGGUAUUUAACCACUAGAGGUGAAGGUGGGGCUAAGGCUGAUGGUAUCUACUAAAAGACUAAAGAAAUCUUUCAACAAAAGGUGUUGAAUCCCAGUGAGGUAUUAAUAUGCUAAUAGAAUAAGUCCAGUUGCCUGAACUAAACCCUUCACCUUAAGAUGACCUGAACAACUGAGAACCUUUGCAGACAUGCUCCCUACACGACCGUUCAAAAGUUUGGGGUCACUAAGAAAUGUCCUUAUUUUUGAAAGAAAAGCAGUUUUUAUCAAUGAAGAUAGCAUUAAAUGAAUCAGAAAUACAGCCUAGACAUUGUUAAUGUGGUAAAUGACUAUUGUAGCUGGAAACGGCUGAUUUUUAAAGGAAUAUCUCCAUAGAGGUACAGAGGAACAUUUCCAUCAUGCUACAUUGUGAUUGAUGAUUAGAAAACCCUUGUGCAGUUUCUUAGCACAUGAAUAAAAGUGAGUUUUCAUGGAAAACAUGGACUUGUCUGGUGACCCGGAACUUUAGAACGGUAGUGUCUAUCUGCGAGAACUGUUCCAUGCAGGCAGUGUUCGCAUGCUUGCCGUGCAGUUACAUAUAAAGUGUCCAUUAUGUGUCACUAUGCAGUAGGUUUGAAAGGAAAAGUAAAAUGCCUGAUGUAUUUUAUUUGAAAUGAUUUUAUUAAAUUUGUCAUGUUCUAUUUUUUUUUAUUCUUGAAAUGUGUGUAUGUUGUGUUUGUGCAUUAGAUAAAGUUUGACCACGCUAAGUUGAAUAAACUCUUCUUUUUUUUUU
Acanthochromis polyacanthus (spiny chromis) is the source of this 4059-nucleotide messenger RNA. It is a transcript of the gene idua, whose product is annotated as alpha-L-iduronidase. NCBI's taxonomy places the organism in Eukaryota, Metazoa, Chordata, Actinopteri, Pomacentridae. Gene Ontology annotation, molecular function: L-iduronidase activity. The transcript is spliced from 14 exons. The record is from RefSeq and is a predicted model, not a curated record. Gene Ontology annotation, biological process: carbohydrate metabolic process. Bases 226 to 2127 code for a protein of 633 amino acids.